Molecule: messenger RNA, 765 nt
Organism: Lucilia cuprina (Australian sheep blowfly)
Lineage: Eukaryota; Metazoa; Arthropoda; Insecta; Diptera; Calliphoridae
Exons: 4
Coding region: 1-765 (254 amino acids)
Cellular component (GO): plasma membrane
Source: RefSeq, a predicted model, not a curated record
AUGUUGAGAUUUAUUAAUCCACCAACAUUAUUUUAUGUUUUCGUUUCUCUUUUAGGUUAUCGCUGUCUAAGGGCUGUGGGGUUUUUAACUGGAGCCUUUAUUGGCAUUAAAGCCGUGUCUAUGUUACGCAUUUAUGUUACCGGCUAUUUGGGUGAACCAGCCGAUGCCUGCUCUUCUUUGGUGGGUGGUUUAAUAGGUGCUGUUUUGGGUUCCACAUAUCCGGUGGCAACAUUUUUUAUAAGUGCUUUUGCCGGAGUCAUAAUAGCCGGGGCAGCUAUGGCAGUUUGUGUUGCCACUAUGCCGGAUAAUGAAUUUGGUCAAGCUGAAAUCACUGUGGCCUUAAUUGGCGGCGCCAUUAUAUGCUCCGUGCUCACCUUGUGUAGCGCUAAAUAUAUAACCAUAUUAACCACCAGUGUUGUGGGUUCUGCCAUGAUUAUCUGUUCAAUUGAUUUCUUCUUACAUGGACUAAUGCUGACCAAAUGGAUUUUCAAUAUGAAACCUCAUCCCAAUCCUCCGGCCUGCUAUGGUGGUAUACUAAUAUUUGCCUGGCCGGUUAGUAUUUUAAUCGGUUUAAUGAUCCAAAGUUUCAUCACUGCCUGGGGUAUCGAUCAUCGUAAGAGGGUGUUUCAGAAACGUCACCAACAGUUGCAGCGUAUGCAGUCGAGACCACGUGAAACACGCGAGGAAGCUAGACAACGUAAAUUUCGUUACCUUUAUCAAGUACGAACCGCCAGGGGAGAUAUAAUAUCACAGGUGGGUUUUUAA